GAAGGCCGGGCUGCCAGGCUCCGCUCCGCGCGUCGGUCAAGCUGCGUCAAGCGCUGCAGCGGUAGCCGCGGGUGCGGUGAAAACAGGAGGAGGAGAAGGAAGCGUCGGGGAAGGGAGGCAGAGCCCGCAGUCUCCGGGCUGGAGGAGUCGGGCCUCCGUUGCGGCCAGAGCAGAGCAAGUGGGGCGGCGGGGAGAGAACAGCAAGACGGCUAUCAGCCCCCGGGCUUGCGACUCGAGCGCUGCGAAUGGGAAGAAGCGCGCCGGGGGAAGAGGGGUUUCUCUGAAACGGGAGAAAACCCGGAAGACAAACACCCGCGCACGCCUGGUUCCCGCUUCUGCAGAAUCCAGACAAUCCGCCUUCACUCGGCUUUUAAACCCUGGAAAGACUUUGGCUCGGAUUUCGAUUUGCAUUUCUUAUUCCCGCUGCACCACCUAUCAGUCCGCUCACUUUCCCACUCCUCUUUAGAAACGGAGCGCGCUCCCUUUUCCCCCUGUCUAGACAUUUGGCGCUGUUAGCCUCCCAGCUUUUAACUCGGAUUUUGCGCGGAAUUUACCUCAGUCCGAUCAGGCGCGUUGAUUGAUGUGUCUCCUCGGUUCCAGUUCGUGCAAUACGCCCAGCAGGACUUUUCCGAAUCGCAUAUUGUUUUGAUCGAUGCAUUCCUUUUAUUUAAAAUUGCACCAAUCGUCCAAUUUUACCCAGGAUUACAAAACUGUCGGUUCACUCUUUUAUGUAACGCCCUGCUUUUCUCUUUUUUUAACCGGAUUGCCGAGCGCUCCUGGCGCGCUAAUCUGGGUUUCCCAUAUUUUUUGAGCACAGCAAUCCGGAUUAACAUAGUAAAACUGCUGAAGGUGUUUGCUAGUUUUCAGAGCGAUGUUGCCAGGAUCUAUUCAGAUCUCUGGGGAGACUUUAUCCAGUGCGGAGAUUCGGGAUAUUUGUGAGAGCUUGCGGGAGAACUCCAUCAAACUGCUUUCCCUCCGUGGUUGUCAACUUUCUGAUCGAGAUUUCGGUCGCAUCUGCAAGGGGGUAGCAGAGUCUCAUUCCCUGGCUCAACUUAAUCUUAACUUGGGGAUUGUUUCCAAUAUCAAUCGGGUCAAGCAAUUGGCUGAAGCUCUGAAGACAAACCGCUCUGUCCAAUCUUUAUUCCUUCAUGGGAGUCCUCUGACAGAUGCUGGUCUGGCCAUUCUCAACCCAGCUUUAUCCAUCCAUCCAUCCCUUGUGGCCUUGGACCUGGGGGACUGCAUGCUGGGAGAUGAAGGUAUCAACUUGAUUUGUGGCCUUCUUCCUCCUGAUGGGGCCAAGUCAGGAUUGAAGGAACUGACUCUGAGUGCAAAUUCUGGCAUCACCCCCAAGGGAUGGGGACGUCUGGCUAUUGCAGUGGCUCAUAGUUCCCAGGUGCGAGUGCUGAAUCUGGACUACAAUCCCCUGGGUGACCAGAUAGCAGCAAUGCUGGCUGUUUCAGUGGCAUCCAGCCGUACCUUAGAAGUUUUAGACUUGGAAGGGACAGGACUUACCAACCAGUCAGCUAUGAUCCUAUUGGACAUGGUGGAAAACUAUCCAACAGCUCUGAGGACAUUGAUCCUGGCAGAGAACAACAUUAGUCCUGAACUACAGCAACAAAUCUCAGACCUUCUUUCAGAGGGGGAGGAAGAAGAUGAGACUGUGCCCCAUGAAGUGAUGGCCAGAGAGAAGAAUUCCUGGAUCUGUCAAAGCAGAUGAAAUCUUAAUAGAAGCUGAUGGAUACUAAAUUUGACUAUAAACUAAUAGUUAAUGCUUUCAUGGAGAUGGCAAGCCACUUCCAAAAUCUUUCCAAGAAAACUGCAGGGAAGACUUCUGGGGAAGAAAUGGCAAGCUGAAGAUGGCACCACAAAAGGUGAAGCUCACCGUGACAGAAUGAAGAUCCAGCGAGUAGACUGCCUCUCCAUAAUUUCUCUCUGGAUAAUGAGAGGACUUGAGAUCACCCACAAAUGCUCCACAUAGUUGUUCCUCGUAGGGAGACACAAGACAGCGAUCUCCAGUAGCUUUAAAGCUCUGGGAGAUGAGGGAAUAGCCAUCUUGUUCCAACUACAAUUGGCUCCUCAAAAAGACACGUGGUUCGCAUACUUCCUUUCCUAAUCGCUUUUGGAAAAUGCUUGUUAACUGCUUUUCAGCUAUUAAGAACUUUCAAAUUAACAAGUUUUACAAUACCCAGUGAGUCUCCUUCAAUCCUUUGUGAAAUAAGUUUUAAAUACUUAAUAAAUAAUACAUUUUUUCUAGAAUAAACAGCAAAAAGGAUGAUUAAAACUUUGAGUUUAGAACAGAUGAAGGGUUCACAUAAAUUGGGGGAAAAGAUUUUGAAAUUAAUGAUGUAGAAUGCUUUUGUUUUGAGUUCCUUUAAAAAAUAAGAAAGCUGCAGGGACUGUCUAGGCAGUCACCAGGGGACACUAAAGUGCACAUACACAAUAAAUAAAUAAAUGUUUUCAUCCUGAAAGUGAUUUUCUUGAAUCAUUCCUAUAAAUUGGUAUGUGGCAGUAGGAAUUAAUAGAGUCAUUUAGCCUGCUUACAAACAUAUACCAGACUGGUUUCCAGUUUGUUUGUUUUUUAUAUGAAGCAGCUCCAUAACUGAAAAUCAGAAGUUAAGAUAUGGUUGCACCUUCAAAAUAUAUCUAAAAUUAAUGCAGCAAUAUAUUAUUAUCUUGGGGAGAUAAGAUAGUACAAAUGAAUAUCUUUUUUCUUUCCAAUUUUAGGGGGGGAAAGAGGCUAGUUUACUGCAUCUUUACUCUAGUUUCACAUAGGCCCAAACCUUGUACUUGGAAAAUAAAAAUGGAAGCCUAAUUCUUCAUUUGGAGCUAUACACACCUAUCCAUUAAAUAAAUAAAUAGUAGAAGGUACAAUUCUGUGAAAAAGUAUGUGCCAAUUUUUCAAACAUGCUGAAUGUUUAUUACCUUGGUAUAGCGCUGAUACUAAAAGUCAUCAGAACUUCAUAGCUGUCAUAUUGAUAUAAAACCAGAAUCAGAGUAAACACCUAACACUAAAAUCUGGUGCUGCUUUUUUAACAUAACUUUAUUAAGGAUUUUAAAAAUACAUUCCAAAGAUCAGUCAUAAUCACCAUUCAGUGCCAUUGUAACUUCAAACAGCAGCUGAAUGAAUGGAUUGUAAGCUGAGGACUACCAGUAAUAAACAAUAAACAGAAAUUUAAAAAAAAGAAUAGAUAAAAAUAGAUAAUCUUGGUUCUUAUUUCAUUCUGAUGUUAUAGGAUUUGAUCUCCCUUCACUUUGUUUUUCCCAUCUCAAAAGUUUCUUCAAUUUUUUUAAUAUACAUUUGUAAAUCUGAUAAAAAGUAAUUAUCCAAAUUAUUCUGUCUUACCAUUUGAGGUUCCAUUUUGUCUGUCAUCUCUGAUUUAUAGUCCAGAAUUUAUUUCCACGUAUUUCUGCACUUGUUUAUUCCUUUCGUCCGGUCAAUCUUCCAAAAUAUUCCUUUUCAGUUAUCAUUUCUUCUUUAAAAUCUUUUGGAAGUAAUACAUUCCUAUACUGUAGGAAAACAAUGUUGUGGACAUUGUAACUACCAGAUCAUAACCCUUCUUCCAAAAUUUCCUGAAAUGUCUGAAAUGUCAUAAAGUUGUCAUUUGUAGGUUCUACAAGACUUUUUCUUUCUUCUGCCUGAAGUCUUUAGCCCCCUCUAGUGCUUUAUUUUUAAAAUUGCAAAAUUUGACAUGUUUUUUUUAAUUAUUUCCCAAAGCUUUUAACAAAAGUCCUAAUAUUCCAAAAACUGCCUGAUCUCUUAAAUUGUUUGUAACUUUUAAAGUUCUUAUUAAGCUUUUUGCUGUUUAUCUCAAUUUCUUUAAAUUAUGCAGACAGUUAAUUUAUCUUUUGUAUUGGAACAAAUAUUAACUCAGCAGGUAGUUUUACAAACUUGUUGCUUUAAAGAUUUCGUGCAAUUUUACAGUAAUUACACUUCAGAGGUGUUUAGAAAGUGAGGCUUAACCUGGUGUUCUUAAAAGACUCUGCUACAAUUGACGAUGGCUUCCCUUGUCUCUUGAUGCUGAAAUCUGCAGGAAACUGCUGUUAUCACUAGAUAGAGAUGGCUGGAUUUUUGCUGUUGUGAUUUUGAGACGAAAUUAAAAGAGAAAUUCACAGGCUGAAAAUUAACCAUUUUGCUUUUGGAUUUUGGCAGCACUAUCUACGGGGCCUAAAGGAAGAUAAAAAUUGCCAGUGUCAAUGCUAAAGAAAUUUUUUUCCAUUUCAGAUUCUAGUUCCCAGAUGGUCUUGGUAACAUCAGGCCUUGGAGAAAGUCUAUUAGCGGAAACAGAGAUGUGAACAGAAUGUCUGAUGAGAAAAGUAUUUCCAUGUACUGUAUUUGGAAAGAUCAUAUAUUGGUAGAAAUGUGUAUUUUCACACAUCUUGUGUAAUGUCUACUGUGCUUCUGAAAUUUGUGUGUGCACUAAUCCAGGGGUGUCAAACUCGCAAUGUCACGUGACGUGUCGCGACGUAUCAUGACUUUUUCUCCAUUGCCGGCAAUGUGGUGGGCAUGGUUUCGGCAUGACGCAUCCGGCCCAUAGGCCAGCAGUUUGAAACCCCUGCACUAAGCAAAGAUAGGAAAGCUGAUAUGCCUGUAUGCAAAUACUAGGCUGUGUGACUGCAGAUCCAUACACUAGUCACCUUUCUUUUCCCUACUCUGGAACCAGGUCCUAAUUAAUCAGUCCUUAUCAUCUGCUUUUGAUGAUUCAGUUGCUGUAUUUUUAUAUUUUGCCAUACUUAACUGAUCUUGGGGAGAAGCUGCUUUUUCAGAUGUAUAUAUGUAUAAGAGAUAUUCUUUUUAUUGCUUGUAUUUAUGCUUGGGUAAAAUUUUAUAAACUUCACAAAACAUGGCAGAGUUCUGAUCUAAGUAUCGAUGAAAAAGUUAGAAGGGAUGAGAUGUACACUGAAAAUAGUAACAGCUCACCUGAACACGGCAUCAGUAAAACAGUUUGGCUGCUUGA
Molecule: messenger RNA, 4955 nt
Organism: Crotalus tigris (Tiger rattlesnake)
Lineage: Eukaryota; Metazoa; Chordata; Lepidosauria; Squamata; Viperidae
Gene: LRRC73
Product: leucine rich repeat containing 73
Exons: 6
Coding region: 872-1717 (281 amino acids)
Molecular function (GO): protein binding
Source: RefSeq, a predicted model, not a curated record